Molecule: messenger RNA, 443 nt
Organism: Emiliania huxleyi CCMP1516
Lineage: Eukaryota; Haptophyta; Isochrysidales; Noelaerhabdaceae
Exons: 1
Source: RefSeq, a predicted model, not a curated record
AUGGGUUGCUCGAUCUCCUCCUGGCUGCUCGGCGCGGCGCUGCUGGCGACGGCGGACGGCCUGGUGGCGUCGCCGCGGUACGCACCGCAGCUGCGUACUCCUCCGGCCGCGCUCGCCCACGUGGCUGCUGUGCACUUGGCGCCGGCGGCUCGGCCUGUGGCGUUGGCUCGGCCUGUGGCGGCUGCGCGUGGCGCGGAGGUCCGGAUGGCGGUCAAGGAGAGCGUGACGCGCUCGGCGGUCAAGGCGAUCGGGUGGCGCUUCACCGCCGGCAUCGUCACCGCCAUCACCUCGUACUUUUUCACAAAGUCGCUCGCGGCGGCCGCGGCGAUCGUCGGCUGGGACCUCUGCUCCAAGUCGGUGACGAUGUUCAUCGGCGAGCGGCUGUGGAACAAGUCGGACUGGGGCAAGGACACCGCCGCGAAGGGCGCCGACGAUGCGAAGCG